Messenger RNA from Entelurus aequoreus (snake pipefish), 3147 nucleotides. RefSeq names its product inositol 1,4,5-trisphosphate receptor-interacting protein. The coding region runs from base 192 to 1859 and encodes 555 amino acids. Gene Ontology annotation, cellular component: membrane. The record is from RefSeq and is a predicted model, not a curated record. NCBI's taxonomy places the organism in Eukaryota, Metazoa, Chordata, Actinopteri, Syngnathiformes, Syngnathidae. The transcript is spliced from 2 exons.
UGUACUGUAUUGCACAGGAAAGUGUCACAACUGAACACACCAAGCUGGUGCACAGGAAAUAAGUCAUUAACCAAAAACAAGUCACAUUAAAAUAGGAAGUGACUGCAGAGGCCGUGACGGUUUCAGGUUAGUCUCUCGUUUCCGCCUUCAAAACCAUCCACGAAUGACUGAAAAAGUCCAAAAAAGAGACGAUGCAAGGGAAUCUUCUGCGAGUGUUUGUCUUUGGCCUUCUUGUGUAUCUCAGGGACGAGCCUGCGACUGAGGAUCAGGGCGAUGUCAUCUUCGAACAGCGCGAUAAGAGGACAUUCAAGGACUUGGAGACCCUGGACAAUGAAAUAAGACGUGGGAACGAGGAAACCAUGCGUACUGAUGAUGCAAGACGGUCUUGGGAUAUUUAUGCGUCUCUUCUUCUGGACCAAAAUGUUUCAGGACAAGAUGUAGCUGACAGUCAGGAGGACUAUAUGCCAAACACUGACAUGCAUUGUGAGCGUGCAGAGUCAGAGAGGAAAAUAAUCAUUCAGUCACACACGCCAGAAGAAGAAGGUUCAAAGAUGGUCAAUGCUGAUUGGGAAGGGGAUUAUCUCUGGGGCAUAUGGAAUGUAUUCUCCUUCAUUUCAGUCAUAAGCUUUUUCAGGAAAUAUUUGCGGAAUGCAUCUAAGACGGCACGAGAAAAAAACAAGGUCUUCUCUGCUGCUGAAGUUCUUCUUCCAGACAGCGGCGCUCUUCACAAACUUCACUCUAAAAGUCAUCGGGUUUCAUCCCGGAAUAAAUGGAGGGAGGAGGAAUUCCUGGAGGGGUUUUUGGACGACCUGCUGGAAUCCAUGAGGGCUGCUUGCGAUACAGAUGCCAGUCUUGUAAUUGGAGACUUUCAGAUAGUGGACGUAUGUGACGUCAUCGUCCCUUUGACUCUUCCUCGACCUUUCACCUUUGAAGGUGUGCUCUGCAGAAAGCAGGCAACAGACCUUCACCUCUGCGGCCAGAUACGACUAGUGGAAAAGAAAAUCCGAAAUGGCUGCCUCUGCCUGUCCCCGGAUGCAGAUGACAUGGUUUGCUUAUUGCAUGGUGAGAAUAAGGAGUCCAAGACGAAAGCCUGCACAGAAGCUUUCAGUGGUCGUUUUUGUGUAAGAAACAGCUCAUUCUUGUCAAAGUCUCGGGUGAGCAGAUGGUUUCAUAGCAUCACAGGUGAGGCUUGGGCGGAGAUUUCUCAUAAAUACAAGUUUGACUUAAUUACUCAUGCUCCAGGUUCGCUUGUAGUGCGCUUUCAAUCAGGCAAGAAGCUUAGAUUCAACCUGAGACCUGUGUUCAAGCUAGACUCAGAGUCUUACCUCUACAUCCUCCCGUCUUCAAGCACCGUGGAUGAAACCUGGACUCUGUCGCUGCACAUCUACGAGGAUCGACUCUUACGACACGUCUCUCUACAUCUCCCGGAGAACUCCUGCCACUUUCAAACUUUAGAAGCCGUUUGUUUCCUCGUCAGGGGACAGGAAGCGCUGUCGGGCAGCAGCGCUUUGACAGCCUGGCAUUGCAAACUUGCUUUAACGCGUCUGCUUUGCGCCACCGAGCCUGCGCAGUGGAGGUCGGAGUUUGUGGCCGACAGGCUGCGGGACUUACUGGUCUUCCUAGAGAGAAGUCUGCGGGAGAAGUUUCUUUGCCAUGUUCUUAUUGGGAACCCUUUGGCCCAAAAUGCCAUCGCUCUCCCUGACCAGCUGACGUUUGCUACGCCUGUGAAUCUCUUCCAUCCCCUUGUGGUGAACGAAUGUAUUUACAGAAAUGCACUUACUUUUUUCCAGGAGAUGCUGAGCAACGCAAACAUGCAAAUACUUGAUUAUGUAGGAAACUUCGAUGAUUCUUCCACUUAAACGGGAUGGGCGAUACUGGGAAUUUUGGUAUCGAUCUAAUACCAAGUAAAUACAGGGCUGGUAUUGCUGAUACUGAUACAGAUACUUUUGACUUAAAAUGACACGUUUAGGGAUGUUUUCGACUAAAGAUUUUCAUCGUCAAAUCUGAUUUUUGCCAUAGUCGACUAACAGUCAAAUCCACAGCAUUUAUUUUAAAGAGAAAAUAAACAGAUCAUGGUGAUAUGUAGUAGUGUACAGUAGGGUUGUACGGUAUACCGGCAUUAGUAUAGUACUGCAAUACUAAUGAAUCAUAUUCGGUACUAUACCACCUCUGAAAAGUACCGACCCCCCAAAACCCCUGCGACCCCAUCGUCGUCACGUCGGGUCUUUGCUGGUUUACAAGCAGACGAGCAUGUUUGGCAGCGCACAAUCACGGAGUACUUACAAGCAGACACAGUGUGUAGACAGAAAAGGGAGAAUGGACGCAUUUUGGCUUAAAAACUAACAAUGAAGGUGAAGUUAUAACACUGAAAGGCCCUCAGGAAGAGGUGCUUUAAGACAUGGCUAGCUAGCUAGCGGCUAAAGUGUUUUAGCUACUUCUAAAUCACUAAUCCUGGUCUCCAUGGCGACGGAUAAAGUAAGUUUCUUACAAGUAUCAUCCCUGCAGGACGAGGAAUAGCUAAACAUGCUUCACUACACACCGUAGCUCACUGGCGUCAAAAUGUAAACUAACGCCAUUGGUGGAUCUACACCCGACAUCCACUGUAAUGAUACCAAGUACAAGAGUGUAUCUAGUCGAUACUACUUUUGGCAUCACAACAUCUUCUUUAGUUGUUUUUAUUAAUGUAUAUUAUGUUUAUAAACUCAGGAAAUAUGUCCCUGGACACGAGGACUUUGAAUAUGACCAAUGUAUGAUCCUGUAACUACUUGGUAUCGGAUUGAUACCCAAAUUUGUGGUAUCUUCCAAAACUAAUGUAAAGCAUCCAAAUAACAGAAUAAUAAGUGAUUAUUACAGUUCAACAGAAGUGUAGAUAGAACAUGUUAAAAGAGAAAGUAAGCAGAUAUUAACAGUAAAGGAACAAGUAGAUUAAUAAUUCAUUUUCUACCACUUGUCCUUAAUAAUUUUGACAAAAUAAUAGAAUGGAAAAUGACACAAUAUGUUACUGCAUAUGUAAGCAGCUAAAUUAGGAGCCUUUGUUUGCUUACUAAUAAAAGACUAGUUGUCUUGUAUGUUCACUAUUUUAUUUAAGGACAAACUUGCAAUAAGUAAUAUGUUUAAUGUACUCUAAGAUUUUUUUGUUGAAAUAAA